Molecule: messenger RNA, 1062 nt
Organism: Rhipicephalus sanguineus (brown dog tick)
Lineage: Eukaryota; Metazoa; Arthropoda; Arachnida; Ixodida; Ixodidae
Product: thialysine N-epsilon-acetyltransferase
Exons: 5
Coding region: 186-785 (199 amino acids)
Molecular function (GO): N-acetyltransferase activity
Source: RefSeq, a predicted model, not a curated record
CUUCUUCCUCAUUAUCGCACACGUGCGCCAGCUCGAGCACUCGCCGCGAGAAGUGCCGUUCACCGCGAACGCCGCAGCACGGCGCAGCGCAGCUUCGGCGAUGAAGCCGUGAUCGGACCGCAAAAUUCAUUCUCGUACAAACUGCCGAUACGCCGCCGGGGAGUGUACCGCACCCGUCCAGCAUCAUGUCGAGCUCGACGAUCGGCGUCCACAUCCGCAAAGCCCAGCCGGCAGACUGCGAAGCCCUCAAGAAACUCAUGAAAGGCGCUCAGGAAUUCGACUUCAGGGACGACGCAACGGCAAUGGCAGAUCUCAAGGAAAACGCCUUUGGAGAUUGGCCCCUGGUGAACAUUCUGGUGGCUGACGACAGCGGCGGAGGCAUCGGCGUGCCCUGCCCUCCACUGUGCGGCAGUCUGAUGCCGUCGCCAGCGCUGAUCGGCUGCGCGCUGUACAGCUUCGUCUUCAGCACCUGGGGCGGCAAAUCCAUGGUCCUGGAUGGCGUGCACGUGGCACCCGCGUAUCAAGGCAAGGGCGUCGGCUCGGCGCUACUCCGGGCCGUCUUCAAGGAAGCAGCUCAUAACAAGUGCAACGAGCUCACCUGUCACGUGCUGGCGAAGAACGAGGCCUUCAUCAACCUGAUGAGAAGGCACGGCGGCAUGGACCAGGAGCGCGAGAAAGGGUGGCACUUGUUCAGUAUGGACAAUCGCGCCAUCACGAUGCUGACCCAGGAGCAGCCGUGGACGGCGGUCAGAACCGCGUCCAGCACGAGCAAGAAAUCGAUGUGACCCCCGAAGCUGCGCGCAGCCUGUUCGCCCGGUGCUGCAUGACCCGGCCAGCGCUUCCUUGGUCUGGCGGGCUUCGUAAUGCAUUCCCGUCGUUACUCGUGAUGAUCGCACAGCCGAGACACGUUCGCUCGCGAUGCGGGCAUACCAACCAGUGCGGAUCCGACAGGGUGUGAAUAUUGCAGCAGGCUGUCGAUACGAAUUCGGCAGGAGAAUUUCGAUAUAGGCUGCAGCAUCGGCUGCUGCCGGCUGUUCCCCGAUUCGCAUUCGAAGUCGAAAU